GUCAUGGGUAGCAUUCUUCAGGAGCUGUCCCCGAGACAGACUGUAUACUGCAGCUCUUGUUUCGCAGCAAAAGUCACCAUCUCGACGUCUUCCUUGGUCGCCUCUCUCCUUGCUGACAUGCAGGACUGUUGCCUCGUAUCCUCCCAGGAAAACUCCCCAUGGGGAGGGCAAAUUGAUUACGAGGUUCUGAGGAAGGAAAUCGAACAUUCCCACCUAGAACCACAGUAGUACCUAGUCUACUGGAGGUAACAGUGAUCCAUCAUUGAUCAAAUGACCUUGUGCCAAUGCUGACAUCGUGGACACCGGCCUUGCGUUCGGGAGCCGCGCCUUUCCGGUAGGUUCGCAGCCUUGCAUUCUUUGAUAUCCUGAGAUCUACACAAGCUAUCGAGACCGGUCACCCGAAAUGCUUCUUCACGCCACAAGACGUCUGCGGCGCUUUGGCCCAGUCAUUCGAUUGCACGUCUGUUCUAGAUCUUUGGUUAUGCACUCGCCUUUCGGUACUUGCGACGGCCCUUGUUUAGCACCUACCACGGAUUCCAUCUUACUGGCGACCCUGUCGAAGGGGCCCAAUAUUCCGGAUUACUCUGCACAGUAUUGUGCACUGUGCGUUAUGGAGCGUUGCGCCUUCACGUCAUACGCUCAACUCCCUGCUCUUUGUGCUUACAGAUCCCUGGAGAAAUCACUCAGUCACCAUCAUCAUUUGACAUACCAUGCAGUACCCCCGUCUCCUCUCGUGGUGUCAUCUGUGGGCCUCCGCCAUUGGAAGUAACAUCACCGCUCCGGCUUCGACCACGUGUUGUACAACAAUUUUCUCGGGUGGGAAUCUGACACGAAGGUAUAAGAUCAAUCGCUUCGCUUGUUCUCUCUCAUCCAAGUCUGACUCGAACAAUAAACAACAAAUUGCGACUCAACCUACGAAAGAAUUAUGGGGUUGAUGAAGGUUCCAAAGUUCCAGAUGCCCACGCGGCAAUCUCUGGGGUUGACCAACUACGUCAACUACGACAGAUACAAUCCGCACGGUGAAGACUCUACUGAUGCGAGAAAAUCCUUGUCUCAUCUCGACUACAGUCCUCUGCGACGAGUAACAUGGGCGUCAUUCUGGAUGGGCAUGCUCGUCUCAAUGGGAGGCUUCAUCUUCGGAUAUGAUACUGGUCAGAUCUCCGGUUUCCUGGAGCUGCCAGAUUUCCUCGACAGAUUUGGCCAGCACCACAGUGAUGGCACAGCUUACUUCAGCAACGUCAGAUCCGGUCUCAUCGUAGGAAUGCUCUCAAUCGGUACAUUGAUCGGUGCUCUGAUUGCGGCUCCAAUCGCCGAUGUCAUUGGCCGGAAGCCCUCUGUCACGUUUUGGUGCUGCAUCUUCUCGGUCGGUAACAUUGUCAUGAUUACAUCCGAGCACCACUGGUAUCAAAUGAUGAUGGGUCGUUGGGUUGCUGGCCUUGGUGUCGGUGCCUUGUCUUUGCUGGUACCAAUGUAUAUGGCCGAGACCGCUCCUCGACACAUUCGUGGAUCCUUGAUCAGCACAUACCAACUCUUCAUCACCUUGGGUAUCUUCUUGGCCGCGUGUAUCAACUAUGGUUGCUACGAACACCAAAGAAGUAGCUCGGCCUCGUGGCGUAUCCCCAUGGGUCUUGCUUUCGUGUUCGCGUUCAUUUUGGGCGCGGGCAUCCUAAUCUUCCCGGAGACACCUCGAUACCUCUACCGCAAAGGCAAGAAGGACGAAGCCAAGCGGGUUAUGCUCAAAGUAUACGGCGCUCAGGAGAACCAUUAUAGCGUCCACGUCGAGCUGGAAGAGAUCGAAGCCAAACUUCGCGCCGAAGCCGUACAUCAAGGAGUCGUCCAGGAAUGGAUCAACAUGUUCAGAGCUCCCAAGAUGGCAUAUCGUAUCCUUCUUGGCAUCGCCCUCCAGAUGUUCCAGCAAUUGACUGGCGCCAACUACUUCUUCUACUACGGUACGGUGAUCUUCAAGGCUACCGGUAUCAACAACUCUUUCGUCACUCAAAUGAUCUUGAACGGCAUCAAUUUCGGCACUACCUUCUACGGACUGUACAUCGUCGAGCACUACGGUCGUCGUAGGUCGCUCAUCGUCGGGUCGUUCUGGAUGUUCCUCAUGUUUAUGAUCUUCGCCAGUGUCGGCCACUUCUCCCUGGAUCGCAACGAUCCCCAGAGCACAGAAUCCAGUGGUACGGCAAUGAUUGUUAUGGCCUCAUUUUUCAUUUUUGGCUUCGCAACAACUUGGGGACCGAUGAUCUGGACCAUUUGUGGCGAGUUGUAUCCUUCUCGCUACCGCGCCAAAGGUAUGGCCUUGUCCACCGCAUCGAACUGGUUCUGGAACUUCCUUCUCGCCUUCUUCACCCCUUUUAUCACCGCCGAUAUCGAUUUCUUAUACGGUUAUGUCUUUGCUGGCUGCAACAUCCUAGGCUUGUUCCUCAUCUACUUCUUCGUCAUUGAAGGCCAAGGCCGGACCCUCGAAGAGAUUGAUACCAUGUACAUCCUCAGUGUCAAGCCAUGGGACAGCCGGAAAUGGGCUGCACCCCCGCCAGAAGAGAUUGCCAAGAUUAGGAGAGAAGCCGGUACCGAAAAUGGCGCUGCAGAGGCCGGAGAAAUCCAGCCUGUUGCUGCUGGCGCUGCUGAACUUGCGCGAGACAGCGAGAGCACGCAAGCCGAGAAGGAGCUCGAACACCGAGAAUAAGAAAAGACAGAGACCUGUCUGUUGGAGACGUGGAGUAAUGGUUGCGACCGAAUCGACUAGAAAGGUAUAGGUAGGAGAAAGAAGAACUCUGGGUGGAGAGGAAGCAUGCACAAGAAUGGGAGUGGUAGAGGGAAGAAAACAGGAGUUGAUACCCCCAGAUGGAGGAUUGCUUUGGUUUUCAUGAUACCACGAUCGUUAUGUCUAUUACGCAUAAUACUAAUUGCAAGUCACUAUGUGGACUUUGCUACAACUGAUACUAUCUACUACUGCCCUGCAAGCAUAGAAAAUCUGAGAUUAGGACUCCCAGCUUGGUCUGGU
Messenger RNA from Exophiala xenobiotica, 3007 nucleotides. RefSeq lists its product as uncharacterized. Gene Ontology annotation, molecular function: carbohydrate:proton symporter activity. Gene Ontology annotation, biological process: carbohydrate transport; transmembrane transport. Lineage: Eukaryota; Fungi; Ascomycota; Eurotiomycetes; Chaetothyriales; Herpotrichiellaceae. The transcript has 5 exons. Gene Ontology annotation, cellular component: plasma membrane. Bases 926 to 2689 code for a protein of 587 amino acids. The record is from RefSeq and is a predicted model, not a curated record.